Messenger RNA from Durusdinium trenchii, 1659 nucleotides. Lineage: Eukaryota; Dinophyceae; Suessiales; Symbiodiniaceae. The record is from the annotation of a GenBank genome assembly.
AUGGAGGAUUUUGUUGAGAACCUCGGCAUUCCAGCUGAGGGCCCUGAGGCAGGUGAUCUGCCCUUUCGACCUGAGAGUGUGUUUCUUUUGCAGCCUGACGGCACGGCCGAUCCUUUCUACCAGAUCGGUUUGAUUCGUUUGCCUGCACCCGGUGGGGCCGAAGAGCCCGACCCAGUUCCAGUCAUUCUAAUUACUCGUGUGCAAGGAAAGAUUUUAGCUGCUAUACCUUUCAGUUUUUGGCAGCGUUCCGUAGCCCGAAGAAAGCUACCGCCUCAAUCCUUUUCGAAAGCUGCUUCUGUUUCCGUCGGUUCAGUGUUAGAUGUUGAUCGAGAAGUUCCGAUAGAAGGCACCUACAUCAAGAUUUGGAUAGGUUUCCUGUCGGAAGAACUGAUCCAAUGUCUCGAUUUCGUGAGUGUUCAGUCGGCCGAGCUAGAGAACGCAUGCCUCACCGAACAGGAGGUAGGCGAGCAUGUUCCUUUGGCCGAAGCUCUUCAGACAGUAGCAGACGAGAAAUUCAGUUUCUUGUCGGCCGAAUCCGGAGGGCCCGAUCUUGGGAAGAGCAGUCAGGAGAAGCGGAUUGCCCGUGUCGAAGAGGCCCUAGUCGAGAUGAAGGCUCUCCUACAUCAGUUUGCCCAAACCAAGGCUCGACCACAGAGCCCGGCUCCUGCAGCAAAGGCCCGGGUGACGUUCAAGCCGCCUACUCAGAUUCCCCCAGAGAAUCCAAUAGCUGGGCUGGACCCUCAUGUGGUGCAAUCAGCCCUCCGGGCAGGAGUCUCUCAGGUGCAGUUGGAGGAGCUGGGACGUAUGCUGACCGGAAAGAAGCCAGAUCUAGCGGAUGUUGCUCGCCCCUCUGCUUUGCGGAAGCCGGCUCGCUUGGAUGUGUUGGGAGAAAGCGACGAAGAAGGCGAGGCCCCCACCGAGCCCGGGGGGGAGUUGAAGCCGAGCGCCGAGGAGCUCGAAAACCCCAUGCAAUCAUCCUUGCUAAAGCUCACCAGCAUUCUGGAGCACCUCACAAGCCCUACAAAGAAGCAGCGCAGUCUCCAAGACACUUUAGACGAUUCAGUGGGCCACGGGGAAGUAUCCUCUACUUCUUCCAGCAGCGGACACGGCAGACGACGUGCCGCUGUCCUUCAGACUUUGCGGAAAGCAAUGAGAGAUUGCCCAGAAGAGCUCUAUGGUGUUCUGGAGAAAAACAUGCACGGUCCGCACCCUUUGGGCUAUGUGGAGCUCGAGACUCUCGAUGCUCUUCGACAGAAUCGCAUUGCGGAGGCAAAGGCUCGGCUGAGUCUUCUGGUUGCUGCCAUCGAUCAAGUCUCUUACGACAAAGGGUCGUGGUUGCUGGGUGCGGAGGUCUUGCUCGAGGAUGGACCCCCCUUUGGAAGUUUCAGCAAACAUCAAGCCCCGGAGAUCUUCGAGGUUCAUCACUCCCGACUUCUGCCAGCACAAUGGGCAGAGGCCAUGAUGUUUCGAAUCAGGGAGCUGGACGAUUUUGCAGAGAAACGGGCGAAGUUGGGAAAGCGCCAGAUUCAGAACGAUGCUCCAACGGGCGCUCCGCCGGCCAAACCAGACAAGCCGAAGCCGAAAGCGAAAAACAAGGGCAAAGGAAAGGGAGAGACGCAGGAGGAGAGCAAUCAUCCUCCUGCGGGCAGCAGCAAUUGA